AUGGAAUUUUACAUACCUCCCCAAGGACUUUUUUUCAGGCUUCAAAAUUAUAAAACUAAAUAUGCCAUCUUUUCUAGAAAUUCUUUAUUUCCUAAUUUUUAUCAUUAUAAAAGUGUCGAUAAGUAUGACGAUCAGUAUUGGACCUUGAUUCCAGGAACAGGAAAACACUCAGGAUAUUUCAGAAUUGAGAAUUAUGUUACCAAUGCCGAUAAAUAUGAUGACCAGUAUUGGACCUUGAUUCCAGGAACAGGAAAACACUCAGGAUAUUUCAGAAUUGAGAAUUAUGUUACAAAGUAUGCGAUUUUUUCCAGAUUCUCUACAAGUCCAAAUUUUUAUCAUUAUAAAAGUGUCGCAAAAUAUGAUGAUCAAUAUUGGACCUUUAUAUUUGAAAAUAUGAUUGUCGAAGGCGUAGAUUAUAAAUUUGAUGAGGGGAAAGUAUUAAAUGUAAAAUCCAUACAUAUCGGAAGACAAACUUUAACGAAUAAUACUGAUGCAAUACAAACGAUGGCGUUUAAGGUAUCAGAAAGUCAAAGACACACGUCGAAAUUCGAACAUACUUCUGGAUUCUCCUUGACAAUUAAAACAGAGUUCAGCGUUGGAAUUCCAGAAAUAAUGAAAGCGGACAUAGGUCUUGAAGUAACAACAACUAGUAAUACGUAUACCUAUGGCGAAGAAAUAAGUUCCGAAAAAAUUUAUUUAGCAGAAUUUCCCGUUAAUUGUCUUCCUAAAAGCAAAGUAGUUGCUGUUGCAACAAUUAACAAAGGCAAUUUAACCGUACCUUAUAUAAUGCAUCUUAAAUCAAAGAACACAGGAUUUAAAAUAGAUACCUAUGGCACUUACUCAGGCGUGACAACUUGGAAUUUGGGGUAUACGGUUGAUCAGAUUUCUGAUGAACAAAUAUCAAGUUGA
Molecule: messenger RNA, 909 nt
Organism: Diversispora eburnea
Lineage: Eukaryota; Fungi; Glomeromycota; Glomeromycetes; Diversisporales; Diversisporaceae
Source: the annotation of a GenBank genome assembly